CCUAUUGUUUCCGACCGUUUUUCCUUCAAAUCCUAAUCCCUCAAAAACAGCCACUGAGAGAGACACACGAGAGGGAAAAACAGAGAGACGAAAAGAAAAAAAAAAAAAAAACCCACUUUGCUCAAUGGGCUGCGUUUCCUCGAAACUAUACAGGAAAGAAAUCAAGGAAGAAAAUUUAUUCAACAAUGGCGGUCAAUGUGUGAACCAUGUGGUCUCUCUCACUUCAAGCACAUAUGGGGUUCUCAAACUGGAGAAUAAAAAUGAUCAACCACAGCCCAUCAAAGAAUGCGUUGCAGAGGUUAAGAGAAUCAAGAGGUCUCCUUCUCGUGAAGACCACCCAGAGGUUAUCAAUGCGUGGGAGCUUAUGGAGGAUCUUGAAGAAGGAAUACCAGUGUUCAAUCAAGCUAAGAAAAGCCCAAAGUCGCGUGCUUUACUUCGAGGGUUUGCGGAUAUCGAUGGAAGAAGUCCGUUGAAGUUCUUCAACCGCAUUGGGUCUCCGAAGAAGAUGAAGAGGUUCAGUGGGAAAGAGAAUAAAAGCCGGAUUCGGUUGGAUUAUAGCCCCAAUCAGGUACUGAAACAGAGCAACUCCAAAGAGAAUUCUUGCAAGGCUGUGUUGAAUUUGAGUUUACCAGUGAAAGGGUCUCCGAUUAAAGCGAAAAGAGAUAGUUUCGGAACCGAUUCGAGUCCUUGGAGAUGUACUUUCAGUCCCCUGUUCGAUCCAGAUCUCGUUGCAUCUUAUGAGAAAGAGUUGUCCGAAGAGGAAGAACAGAUCAAGAGGAUGAUUUCAUCCACACCCAAAAUUCGAAAACCGAAAUAUCCAUCCCGAGAUUCCGAGUCCAUUCUUCAAUCUUUCGAGAAAAAAUGCCCGCCGGGAGGAGAAAAUGCGGUGGUCAUUUACACAACCACAUUGCGAGGAAUUAGGAAAACCUUCGAGGACUGCAACAUUGUUAGAUCAACCAUCGAGUCUCAUCUUAUCCAUGUAAUAGAGCGAGAUAUAUCUAUGCAUUCCGGGUUCAAGGAAGAACUAAGGGGGCUAAUGGGUACUAAGGAAGUGAAAGUUCCACUUGUGUUUGUGAAAGGGAGGCUUAUCGGGGGUGCUGAUGAAGUGGUGCAGUUGGAGGAAGAAGGAAAACUUGGUGUUCUUUUCGAUGGGAUUCCGACCGCGAUUGCCGGUUGUGAAGGGUGUGCUGGAUUCAGGUUUGUAAUGUGUAUGGAAUGCAAUGGAAGUUGUAAGGUUUUGAAUGAAGAACAGAAGAAGACAGUGAGGUGUAUUGAGUGCAAUGAGAAUGGGUUGAUUCAAUGCCCUGUUUGUUGCUAAUCUAUUUGGGCUUUUCUCAUUUUUUUUUUUUUUUGGAUGUCAAGCUUGAUUACGUAUCUCUUACAACGAGAAGUUCAUAGAUAAGCUUAUUUCAUUUGGGAAGUGGGGGUUCUAAAGUGGGUUUUAGACCCUUUCCUACAUGGGGCUUUGUUUUGAUUGAGAUUGGCCUCGUACUACUCGGUAUUGGUUCAUUUUUUCUUUUUUCUUUUUUCCCCACACUAUUAUUGUAUCUCUUGUUGUGUGCAGUUUGAAAUUUUCUUUUCUAAUGUAGUUUAUGAUUUAUGGCAAGUAUUAUUUUAAGUUAUGAACAUUAGCUUUCUCUUA
Ziziphus jujuba (common jujube) is the source of this 1642-nucleotide messenger RNA. RefSeq lists its product as uncharacterized. NCBI's taxonomy places the organism in Eukaryota, Viridiplantae, Streptophyta, Magnoliopsida, Rosales, Rhamnaceae. Bases 125 to 1318 code for a protein of 397 amino acids. The transcript has a single exon. The record is from RefSeq and is a predicted model, not a curated record.